AUGCAUGCCCGCACAAUAAGGAAUUCCAUCCUGUUUCGAUAUAGCCGGUGUUCAAUUGGACGACAUACAGCCUUCUUUCGUCAUGAACUGGUCCAAGGCACCAGAAGGUUCAACGGGUUUGCAAAAAGGAAGAAGAGAGAUGAUUUUGAGCCAUCUAGACACUAUGUUGUCGGAGCUCUUUUGACUGUGCUUAUUCCGUAUACUGGUUAUGCGUUAUACGUAUCUGCUUGCGCUUCCAACGAGAUAGAUGAGCGCCGAAAGAAGCUGUACAGUGUAGAGCGGUUGGAUGAAAACUACGAGGGAACCUUGAUCAAGUACUCGCCUCUGCAAGUGUUGGGAAGGUAUGAGAACCCCUUUGAUGAGUACCGAAUCCAAACGGUCUACGAGUUCUUCUGCAAUCGAUUUGUUGAACUGUUUCAAAGGAACAGAGGAGGUAUACCAGUCGACAGGCUGCAGAUGCAGCAGCUAAUGCCCGUUCAUAAGCCGCAGUGGGUCUUCGAUCGCGAGGUGCCAGGAUUCAAAGAUGUCUCAGAGCCACUCAAGCACAGAAUAUUAGACAAUAAUUCUCCAGAAGCUGUGUCUAUCUUAGAUCAGCCGCUUAAGGAAGAAUCGACUUUGUUCAAUACAUGGCUGGGGCAAUCGUGCAACCUUAUUGUCUACAACGAUUUGAAGAUACUUACGGACCCACUUUUCACCGAUUUUCUUUUGCAUGAGACGCUUGGUCCCAAGCGAAUCACGGAGAUGCCAUGUCAGAUCCAUGAGGUCCCCACUCCCGAUAUUAUCUUGGUGUCUCAUAAUCAUCCUGACCAUCUCGAUCUGAAAAGUUUGGAAUAUUGGAAGGACGGCCAUCCGCUAUGGAUUGUGCCGAAGGGCAUGAAGUAUUUCAUGGAUGAGCAUAAAGUUAAGAACUUCAUCGAAUUGUCCUGGUGGGAAACGUGUGAACUAGAUAAAAAUGGGCAAAAAUAUCACAUUUCCAGUACCCCGGCAAUGCACUGGUCAGGAAGGUCGCUGAUGGAUACAAAUCGCUCUUUGUGGUGCUCGUUUCUCUUGAGUCACCAUGGAAAGCCAAUUUUAUUUCAUGCGGGCGAUACUGGCUAUGUGAAGGACCUUUACACUAGAAUCAAAACUCGCUUUGGAGGAGGCUGCAGACUGGCGUUGUUGCCUUGUGGGCAGUAUUGCCCUGAAUGGCACCAGAGACCGCGUCAUAUAAAUCCAAGAGAGCUUAUAAAGAUUAUGAACGAUCUGGAGGCCCGUCAUGCACUAGGAGUUCAUUGGGGUACAUUCGUUUUAAGCGGUGAAUACUUCCGAGAGCCAAAGGAGCGACUCGAGAUGCUCGCCGAAUGGAAGGCAAUUAGGGGAAGAUGCUAUUGUCCUGAGUUGGGUAAAACUGAAAAGUUCCAGUAA
This is a messenger RNA of Torulaspora globosa, 1404 nucleotides long. RefSeq names its product N-acetylphosphatidylethanolamine-hydrolyzing phospholipase D (gene FMP30). Lineage: Eukaryota; Fungi; Ascomycota; Saccharomycetes; Saccharomycetales; Saccharomycetaceae. Gene Ontology annotation, cellular component: cytoplasm; membrane-bounded organelle. Bases 1 to 1404 code for a protein of 467 amino acids. Gene Ontology annotation, molecular function: N-acylphosphatidylethanolamine-specific phospholipase D activity. The record is from RefSeq and is a predicted model, not a curated record. Gene Ontology annotation, biological process: N-acylethanolamine metabolic process; N-acylphosphatidylethanolamine metabolic process. The transcript has a single exon.